Molecule: messenger RNA, 684 nt
Organism: Penicillium manginii
Lineage: Eukaryota; Fungi; Ascomycota; Eurotiomycetes; Eurotiales; Aspergillaceae
Exons: 1
Coding region: 1-684 (227 amino acids)
Source: RefSeq, a predicted model, not a curated record
AUGGCAAACUCGCCCAGCACCAAUAAAACUAACUGGCAAGCCUUCAUGUCAUCUAUCUCUGGAAAUGAUACGAUUCCGGAUCGAUUUUCCUGGCACCAGAUCGGGUCCUGGCAGCGCGAGCCUGAUGUUACAGUACCUGCUUUCGACUCUUUACGGGAGACUUAUUCCGUCGCAGAGAAGCCAAUCGAUGUCAAUGAGUAUGGUUGGCCCUCGGAGCAGAACCCCGCUAACUCAAUCUACUAUUUAUCGCAAUUUGAACGUCACGAUAUUCGAGCCCUGCGUGCCAAUUGGGGUGGUGGUUCAAACUUGCACAAUUACCUGGCCAGCUUGAUCUACACGAGUGAUUCAGGGUAUUAUCCUAAUGGUGAUUGGCAGCUUUAUAAAUAUUAUGGAGGAAUGGUAGGUGAUCGAAUCUCAACUACUGCAUCUUCAGACCUAUUAUUCGAUGCCUUUGCUGUUUUAUCGGAUGCAAAACUUCUCAAAAUUAUAGCCGGUACCAGAACUGUCCAGGUCUCCUACGAUCCCAUCAUCACUGGAUUCAGCGAACAUGGUCUUGCCACCGAGGGUACGCUUGAUGUUCGAAGUUACCAAUUUGAUUUCAGUGGCUCUGAGGUAGAGGUCGGCAGCCAGGUUGACCUGGGCAAGACUUCCUACCUAGGUAUGCCUAUUCCUCAGAUGCAGUAA